GGUACAAAUGAUUGAAUCGGAAUAUCAAGUUUGCAUAUUUUUUUUUGUCUGUGCAAAUUACAGUGGGUGGGCGUACAUGCAGCACUGUGCAGUGCAAGACAUACGCGGUGGUGGCAUUGAAUUCGCUCUGACACUCCCCACCUACGCCGCCUCGGGCAUUCAAUGCCGCCCUUUUCCCUCCACCUCCUCCGCCGCCGCCGCUCUCACCACUCCCAUCGAGCACUGCGCAGAGCAGACAGCGCACGCACGCGGCCGCCGCUCCGCACUCCGCCGCCGCCGUCCCCCCUCUCUCGCUGCACCGCGGUCGCCGCCGGGGGCAUGGUGCCCGCUCGCCCUCCGCCGUCGCCGACGAGCGCGGCCAGUCCCCGGCCGCGGGAGUAGGAGAUCUGGGGCGCUGCGUCCCCGGUGCCCCAAUGCCCCACGGCGAGCUCGCCCCCGCGGAGUAGGGGAGCAUCGAGGAAGCUCAGGUGCGGUCGUGCGGCACUGACGCUGGUGAGUGCCUGGUGACGAAGGCUUGAAGCAAUCUUUGGUCCAAGGACGCGUGGAUCUUUGGGUCGGUACCAAAGAAAAGGGGGGAAAUCAACAAAUCAGUCGCCUGUUCGAAUGCUGUGCGGUGAGGGUGACUGACUAGCUACUCCACCACCCUCGUUUCUGCUUCCUGGGAUCUUCUCAGCAUGAGCGCCCGCCCCAAGUUUCAAGAGAUGGGCCAUGUGCUGGUUCUAGCAGUGUGCUUCCUGGUCUUGUUGCCUGGUUGGGCCUGUGGCCUUGGCUCCAUGUCAUCCAUUGCAGUGUCUUAUGGGGAGGACGGUCCAGUGUUUUGCAGCCUUAGCUCCGAUGGCUCCCACCUGGUCUCCUGCUUUGGUGCAGAUGCCUCUGUUCUGUAUGGCGCGCCACCCAACAUCCCUUUCCUUGGCCUUACAGCGGGGGAUGGGUUUGUGUGUGGCCUCUUGCUUGACACCAGGCAGCCAUACUGUUGGGGGAGCAACUCCUAUGUCAAGAGCGGGGUGCCGCAGCCGAUGAUUGAGGGCGCAAAGUACUCUGAGAUCAGUGCAGGGGACAACCACCUCUGUGCACUGCGAGCAGCUGCAGAUGGGAUUCAUGGCGCUAACGAUGGUGCAUCGUUGAUCGACUGCUGGGGAUACAAUAUGACAGCCACACAUGUUCUUGCUGAAGCCGUGUCGACCAUUUCAGCCGGUUCAAUGUUCAAUUGCGGCUUGUUUGUGCGGAACAGGACUGUGUUCUGCUGGGGUGAUGAAACGGUGAGUGGUGUCAUCAGGCUGGCACCAAGGGAUCUGCACUUCCAGUCUAUUGGAGCAGGUGGUUACCAUGUCUGUGGGGUGCUGGAGAAUGAACAGGUUUUCUGCUGGGGCAGGAGCUUGGAAAUGCAGCAGGUGGCACCAUCCAGUGCUAUCGGUGAUGGUGAUGUGAACAUAGUGCCAAUGGAUGCGAUGGUCUCUGUGGUCGGUGGACGGUUCCACGCUUGUGGCAUCAAGAGCCUUGAUCACCAAGUAGCUUGCUGGGGUUUCACACUUCAUAACAGUACAUCACCACCAAAAGGGCUAAAGAUGUAUGUGCUCGUUGCUGGGGACUACUUUACUUGUGGAGUGCCUGCUGAGACAUCACUGAUGCCAAGGUGCUGGGGCAACAGUGGGCCAUUGGCAUUACCAAUGGCAGUACCCCCUGGAAUUUGUGUACCUACUGUAUGCAGCCAUGGGUACUAUGAAUAUGUGAACCACGGUGAAGUUGGCCUUAGCAAGGUGUGUAAGCCUGCGAAUUCUAGACUCUGCUUGCCCUGUAGUACAGGUUGCCCAGAAGACUCGUAUGAGUCAUCUCCUUGCAAUGCGACAGCUGACCGUGUUUGCCAGUUCGAUUGCUUGAGGUGUGUCGCACAAGAGUGCUUGUCAUUCUGCUUAUCACAGAAGCAGACCAAGAGCCGGAAGUUGAUGGCCUUUCAGAUGCGUGUCUUUGUAGCAGAGAUUGUAUUUGCCAUCAUCUUGGUACUCAGCGUAUCAGUAAUCACUUGCCUGUAUGUCCGGCACAAACUUCGACAUUGCCAAUGUUCAAAUAGCGAGCUGAGACUGGCAAAGAGCACAGCGUACUCUUUCCGGAAGGAUAACAUGAGGAUCCAGCCUGACGUGGAGGAUUUGAAGGUCAGGAGAGCUCAGGAAUUCUCCUAUGAAGAGUUAGAGCAAGCAACUGGUGGCUUUUCAGAGGAUUCACAAGUCGGCAAAGGCAGCUUUUCAUGUGUAUUCAAGGGCAUAUUGAGAGAUGGGACAGUGGUCGCUGUGAAGCGUGCAAUAAAAGCAUCAGAUGUGAAGAAGAGCUCAAAGGAGUUCCACAAUGAACUUGACCUCCUCUCCAGGCUCAACCAUGCACAUUUGCUCAACCUGCUUGGUUACUGUGAAGAUGGCAGUGAGAGGCUCUUGGUUUAUGAGUUCAUGGCUCAUGGAUCCCUGUACCAGCAUCUGCAUGGUAACGAUCCAAACUUAAAAAGGCAACUGAAUUGGGCCAGGCGGGUCACCAUUGCUGUUCAGGCUGCUAGAGGAAUCGAGUACUUGCAUGGCUAUGCUUGCCCUCCCGUAAUUCACCGGGACAUCAAGUCGUCAAACAUAUUGAUUGAUGAGGAUCACAAUGCGCGUGUCGCUGACUUCGGUCUAUCUAUAAUGGGUCCUGCAGAUAGCGGUACCCCGCUAUCUGAGCUGCCAGCAGGGACACUAGGCUACCUUGACCCUGAGUACUACCGUCUCCAUUACUUGACUACAAAGUCCGAUGUCUACAGCUUCGGAGUUUUUCUCUUGGAGAUACUAAGUGGCAGGAAAGCGAUUGACAUGCAGUUCGAGGAAGGAAACAUUGUUGAAUGGGCAGUACCACUAAUCAAAGCUGGGGACAUUUUUGCCAUCCUUGAUCCAGUCUUAUCUCCACCCUCCGACCUUGAGGCUCUCAAGAAGAUUGCUUCUGUGGCUUGUAAGUGUGUCAGAAUGCGAGGGAAAGAUCGGCCUUCCAUGGAUAAGGUGACAACAGCUCUGGAGCAUGCUCUUGCUUUGCUGAUGGGCAGUCCGUGCAUCGAGCAGCCCAUUCUACCGACUGAGGUUGUUCUUGGAAGUAGCCGGAUGCACAAGGUAUCACAGAUGUCCUCUAACCACUCUUGCUCAGAGAACGAGCUUGCUGACGGCGAGGAUCAGCGUAUCGAGUACAGGGCGCCAUCCUGGAUAACUUUCCCUAGUGUGACCUCAUCACAGAGGAGGAAAUCAUCUGCAUCGGAAGCUGACAUCACCGUCCGAACGACCACAGAAGGUAGGAAUGCCGGGAGCAGCAUAGGUGAUGGACUGCGGUCACUGGAGGAAGAGAUCAGCCCGGCUUCACCGCAGGAAAACCUGUACUUGCAGCACAACUUCUGAAGAAAUGUCAGGAGCCGCAAGAAUUUAACGCAGUAGCGUUCUGCCAUUGCUGAGCAGCAUUCUAAAUUCAACUUUGUGCUCUGUUGCUAUAUUGAAAUGCAUUACAGUUUUUAUACAUCCUAUAUAGUAGCAGGCCAUUUAAAAACAAGAGAGCUAAUUAGUAGAGUACUGGAAGAAGAAUUUAGCAUCCAGGGGCAUUUCUGUGUAGAUUCAUAUGGCCUUUUCUUUUCUUUUCUUUUCCUGAUGCUCUUUGUCUGUGGGUGGCUACAGUUGAUGGAUUGUCUUGUCUCCUCUUACAAAAUUGUUUAAUUUACUUAAUCCUCUGGGUCAUCUCUUUGGUUCGCAAUGCACUUUUCGCAGCGAAUUGUGAUGCAAAAUGCUUCAUAAACAUAUGUUCUAUUGGAAGGUUUCUUCAGAUACUAGAUUUGUGAUCAGUAACAGACUAACAGGUUGGUUGGCCCAGUCUUCUCUCCAGAAACAGGUGCAAUGUGAUUCUCAGAGAUCUGCAUCUAGAAUGGCUGCUGCCAUGUUCCAUGAUCUAUUUAUGAUGCAUGAAGACAGGUUUUUCUAACCAAUUAAUCUUCCUGUAACACAAUGAAGACAAGCUUUAUUUAGUUAAACUAGUGGCAUAAUGAUGGGUUUCUUCUUGAAAUAACACUCACCAUCCCCCUUUUUUCUGGUUCAUCCCUAAUUUUUUGCUGCAGAACUUUAGUGUCUGGAGUUACGCAGCUCCUUUUGUAAGUUGGGUGGAAUCAGCGUGCUUUCUGUAUUUUAUCCUUUUCUUGUGAGUUUUAAUUGCUGUGUGGUGGGAAAUCGGUUUUUCUGGAAGGUUUAUCUCACUUUUUUUUAAUUUCAUAGCCGGUGGAAAUAAGCUGUUGCUAUGGUGUAGGGAUAUGCAGAUCAAUGUUAUGAUCGUGCCAAGUUGAACAUAUUUGGGUUGUAAUUUCAUAAGAUAAAUUCCUUUGACGCAGCUUGUACCAUUUAUUUGGGUUCUGCAGAUGAACAAGAUGUUAUCAAAAUUACCACAUAAUUUUUUUCAUACAUUUUAUUUUAAAUUUGACACAAUGAGUAGUACCACAUAAUUUCCCAUUGCUUACAUGAUUUGUUUGAUUUACGGUUCUCAGAAAGUCUAAUUUUAAUUUCUAGGACAUAAUGUAAGUGACCAACAGUUUCAGAUCAACUUAAAUGUAUCCAUCUGCUUCAAGCCUUCAACUGCCAGGUGUACAAGAAGUGAAGUGUGAACCCAGUGUUCCUUUUCCACGUUUCCAAGUCUGUUUGCCUGCUUCUGUUAAGUGGAAAGGAUGAAAUGAGAUCUCAAAGUAAAUGGGGAGCAUCCAGAAGAAACAGAUACCUGCUGUCUAAAUAGAAAUAGAAUGCCAUUCUGUGGAAAGGGAAAAAAAGAAGCUUGUGCUGUUGCUUUAGUACUUGGCUUCAUGAUCGCCUCAAUAGAAAAUGUUUUAUACGUAUGCAGGUUGCUAUGUUAGGACAUUGAAGAUUUUCAAUAUGAUAAGAUCAAAGCAUCAGCAUCUUCAAGUAAGGCAAUUGUAUCUUUGGGUGAGAACAACUGAUCAGAUCUUUCAGUGUUUUCUUCUAAAUGAUAUAUUGAGCCAAAUGUUCCAUAACCUCUGUGUGUGCAUAUGCUUGCAUUAUAUGGUUCGGAUAAAUAACUAUUAAGGAUCCAAACUAUUAAGUUUAAGGGUGUGUUUAGCCUGUUGUAAUUGUUUUGUCCUUCCGGGAGUCUAUUCUUGUCAUUUGCUGUGGACCAUUCUCUGGCCAUGGUUUACUUGAUCCAGAUGCUAUAGUCAGAACUGAUGAGGCCAUGCUUGUGAAUCUUAUCAAACCUGUAAGUUGCCAGAGGUCUUUACCUGAUUUGGAUGAAUACUUCGUGCACAUUGUUCACAAGUCAAUAAUUACUGUAUUGGAUGUAACCAAAAAAGAAAUGAACUUAGAAGCAUGCAAAUGGAAAUGCAAAUGCCUACACUUAUCACAUCAUAAGCUAUAGCAAAGAUGCCAAACUUAACAUUGAUUGAAACAGACCAUUGCUUUAGAGUCAAGUGUCCUAGAAGGCGGAACUUGCAAGAAAUUUCUCAUAUCUAUGUUUCAUACCAUACUUUUUGUAAUUUUAUCAGGUUGCAUUCUAUCAGAGAAUAGCUCAGUUCAUAAAAGAAGCUUCUAAAUUUGCCUUGAACACUGGAGGGGAUAUUCCAGAUUCUGAAUGAGCUGCUUCCUCUGAUUAUAUCCUUCAUAGUUGAAAUGUAGACACAAUUCUUUAUCAUAGCUAUUUUUUCUUAACUGAACAGGUCGUCUCACGAGUCAUGAGUAUUGCUUGGAAGAUACUCAUGGAAUCUCUGUGGACACUCAUGUGCAUCGUAUUUCUAACCGUCUUGGGUGGGUUUUCCGAGAAGGAAUGAAACAGGAAAAUACCAAACCGGAACAAACAAGAAUAUCAGCAGGACAGAAAAGUACAUUUGGAUUUGAGCAGAUUGUGUACUCCACUACGGCCCAAAUGCAGCAUCUAUGGCAUCAAUUCCCUUUGCCAUUGAGCUUUUAAGGAAUCAUCCGGUCCAAAUCCAAAGCAAAUGAAAACAUGGUCUCUACAAAAAGUUUGGCGAUGUUAUCGCAUUGAAGGGAGAAAGCACGUAUUUUGGGUUGUGUAAUUGUGUUCUGGUGGUAGAUAUUAUUGGGUUUUCUUUGGUUGAUCUAUGAUCGAGUGAUCACCUUGUGCCAGAACCACUGGAAAAUCAUGCAUCGUUUUGUAUACAUAUAAUUGUAAUUUAUUCAAGAUGAUGGAUAGACACUAUCAGUUACACUGUAAA
Molecule: messenger RNA, 6214 nt
Organism: Setaria italica (foxtail millet)
Lineage: Eukaryota; Viridiplantae; Streptophyta; Magnoliopsida; Poales; Poaceae
Product: putative receptor protein kinase CRINKLY4
Exons: 5
Coding region: 675-3398 (907 amino acids)
Biological process (GO): protein phosphorylation
Molecular function (GO): protein binding; protein kinase activity; ATP binding
Source: RefSeq, a predicted model, not a curated record